This is a messenger RNA of Strongylus vulgaris, 495 nucleotides long. Lineage: Eukaryota; Metazoa; Nematoda; Chromadorea; Rhabditida; Strongylidae. The record is from the annotation of a GenBank genome assembly.
AAUCUUGAAGAAGUUGAGAUUUUAGGAAUACGUUUUGGUAAUCUUUCACGCUGGCGGGUUCACCCACGAACUAUCAGCGUUGCGCCAAUGAGUAGCAACAACCACAAUCAGCUGCCGUCUGCAACGGUCUCUUCUUCGGGAUCGUCAGCAACGGCUCUAUGUGGUCCAAAUGGUUCCAAUAACAGCAGUGGUGAACGUAGCGAUCGCAGCGGUAGUCGCUCGGGAUCUCCACCAUCCCAGUUCAUGGGUCCGACACCACCAAAUCACGGCGUAGCUGCUCCACAUCAGAAAAAUCUUGCCAGAGUUCAAGCAACCGCACCCCCAGUUGUAACCUGCUCACCAUCUUCGCUAUCGACUCAGAGUGUUGCUCCUCAGAUUGCAACAAUCGGCGCUAGUGAGCAUACGGAUAGCAGUGCAGAGGUUCGCUUUAUCAAAAUAUUAACGUUGUUAGUGCUUUUCCUACUUCACAUGCAACUUAUAACGAAUCGUAUAUAG